Messenger RNA from Pleurotus ostreatus (oyster mushroom), 2433 nucleotides. RefSeq lists its product as uncharacterized. Gene Ontology annotation, molecular function: protein binding. Lineage: Eukaryota; Fungi; Basidiomycota; Agaricomycetes; Agaricales; Pleurotaceae. Bases 1 to 2433 code for a protein of 810 amino acids. The record is from RefSeq and is a predicted model, not a curated record. The transcript is spliced from 11 exons.
AUGUCUUCAGUUCCUCCACCCUCAGAAACGAUGGAUCAACGUCUUCAAGGAGAAUGCUCUGUCAAUCAGAAGGCUUCAAACGAAACUCUGGUAGCAUGCCCUCACAAGCGCGAAGGACGAAUUAUAGUCAUCUGCGCGGAUGGGACUUCUAAUGAAUUCGGCGUGAAGGGCACCAAUGUAAUCGAGUUUUUCAGCCGCAUUGUCAAGUCAAGAAGACAAAUAAUAUUCUACAUCAGUGGCAUUGGGACACACACCACUUCGAAGAUAGGCCGUCUAUUUGACAUGGCUUUUGCGAAUUCCUUCGAAAAGAAUCUGCUGAUCGCCUACAAGUGGCUGGCAGAGACAUACGAGCCUGGAGACAGAAUAUUCUUGUUUGGCUUCUCACGGGGAGCGUACCAAGUACGUGUUAUUGCAGGAAUGAUUGAAGGGGUUGGACUUAUAUACCCAGGUUACAUUGCCCAACUUCCCGCUGUAUUUAAACUCUACAUGUCAACGACGGAGAAAUCAAGAGAAGAGACUAUGAAACAAACCAAGGCAAAGGACUUGUGCAAGAUGUUCAAGCGAUCAAUAUCGCAGCCGGGCGUCAAUGUACAUUUUGUUGGUGUCUGGGACACAGUGUCAUCUAUCGGAGUAAGGAGGGGUGCAAGUCUUCCCGGAACUGUAACCGGAAUGUCACAUGUGUGCCACUUCCGCCAUGCCCUUGCACUUGAUGAGCGAAGGGUCAGGUUUUGGCCUGAACAUGCAAAUAGCCAACCAUCGGAUAAUGCUGGAUUGAGGCAUUGCGGUGAUGUGAAAGAAGUGUGGUUUGCUGGCAGCCAUUCCGAUAUGUGGACAUUUGCUCCCUUUGCUCCAGCUCUUCGGUGGAUGACUUAUGAAGCCAUGAAGCAUGGACUUCAGAUGCGCCCAUAUAUUGGUCGAUGGGAGACCCCUGAGGUGACCAAGUCCCUCAAAGGAGCCUGGAAUAUUCUUGAGGUCCUGCCCUUGCGUCGCCCUUCAGAUGAAGGUCACAGACUUACACGGAUACCCCACCUUGGUGCUGCUCGUCAUAUCCAGAAGGGCCAGUACAUCCAUGAGUCUGUGUUAAAAUUCAUGGGUAUACAUGAGGCAACUGAGUCUCCUAGUGGAAAACUCCCUGUCCUUCCAUGUUAUGUGCCAUUUGCAGUUCUCCCCAACAAGGUCUCUUGGAGAGAUCAUCAACUUCUUUCUGGGUUGGUUGAGUGGGACGUGUUUCCAAGUCUCGAUUCAAUUAUCUCGGGAAUUGAUCAUGCUACAAAGGAAAGGGAUAUAGAGCGCUUGAAGCAUGAGGUUGGGGUGCUGGCAAUGAGUAUCUCACCAGAUAUCAACAAAUAUCCUGCUCCUCAAGAGUUGCCAAAGUUCCUUUCAGCAAUCAACUUCUUGAGAACUCAAGAUAAUGUUCCGAAGAUUGUGAUUACCACACUUCUCUCUGUCUUGUGUGAGCUUGCACCACAUCCUGAACACAAGCUCCCAUUCUCUACAUUUCGUGAUAUUGCUCGAAAGGCUCGGAAGGCUCGCAAGCAUUACCCAGAGGUUAUCCGUCGCCACUGCAACUUACGCGAAGCCUCAUACGACUUGCACAAUGGUGCUCAAAUUAAAUCAGUCAUUAUGCCGGACACAGACAUGAUUCUAUCGGCAUCACCAGAACAAGUGGUGAUUCAGAAUCAGCACGAGGCACCAAUACAAUCAAUUCACUUUGAUUAUCAAGCAAGUGUUUCUUUUCAAGCAGAUGGAUCGAAAUUUGCAACAAGCGAUCUCAGAGGAGAUGUUGAUAUAUGGGAUACCAAGACAGGGGAGGUGGAGAGGACAUUGCGAAGUUACUCCCAGCUGCUAGACUACAGCUGGUCUUUGGCUUUCUCGCCAGACGGCAAGAAGAUUGCAGCAGGAUCACUGCGGGGAAACAUUCGGCUAUGGAGCACACAAACAGGUCAAUGUCUAUUCUUCAAAAUGGGGCACACUUCGUUUGUGAGGCAAUUGAGCUUCUCCCCUGAUGGAAGUUGGUUUGCAUCCGGGUCUAAUGAUGCUACUAGGGAGUGGGAUGAAGUAGGGAGGUCCGAGGUGUUUGAAUGGGGUCAGAUGGUUGGCUCUGUAGCAGUGUCAAGGGAUCAUAUUCUCUCUGCCUCGAACGACUCGAAGAUUCGAGUAUGGAAUGCCAAUUCCGGUGAUUUGGUGAGGGAGUUGGAAGGACACACUUACCCAGUCUCUUGCAUGGCCUUUUCAACAGACUUCAAGUUCAUCAUCUCAGUAUCUGCGGAUGGCACUGCUCGUCUGUGGGGUGAUUCAUCCAACAUGGCGUUGGUGAUCUACAACGUUGGAGAGGAUAUAGAGUCUAUUGCUUUUUCAUUUGAUGGCAAAAAGAUUGUGACAGGUUCAGACAAGGGAAAAAUUGAUAUCUGGAAUGCUGAUGUAUUACUGUAG